Messenger RNA from Mollisia scopiformis, 2001 nucleotides. RefSeq lists its product as uncharacterized. The record is from RefSeq and is a predicted model, not a curated record. The transcript is spliced from 2 exons. Lineage: Eukaryota; Fungi; Ascomycota; Leotiomycetes; Helotiales; Mollisiaceae. Bases 189 to 1913 code for a protein of 574 amino acids.
UUUCUUCAUCAAGUCUCAAGUCUCAGGUAGUGGUGUGGUGUCGCGUGUCCCGCAUAUGCAUGCAAGCAGCCGCUUUUGCUUCUGCAGGUCGCUCCGUUUGCACGAGGCUGGAGCUCUCGAGAUGAUCAUUGAGUCUCUGUUUGUCGUCUCCUCUCUUCAGAAUCACAAAGCUCGAUUGGAGUAAGAACAUGGCUCCUAAACCCGUUGCUCAUUCUGGUAUUUGGACUCCUCAAUUGUCACAGACAUUUUAUACACAUGCCAACCAAUUAUCGAAGAAACUCAAGUCGCAACAAAGUCCACGACAACCUCAAAAUUAUCGGCAGAGCUGUAGUUACUCUGGCAAAGAUGAACGUUAUAUCCUAUCAUACGAAGAGGAAUUGCACCUCGCGGACCACUUUGCAUUCCUUGCUCAUGUGGCCGAGUCAGUGGCAUGCGUAUCUGCUGUUACUAUUGAAGAGAAUCGAGAACUGCCUUCUCUCACAGUGAGAUUGGCUUCGAAUGAAACACCCCGAGAUCAUGUGGUAGAAGGACUUUCGAGGAUAUUGGACGUACUGCGAGAACAUGCCAUUGAAGGUAGACAUCGACAUACAUACAAAUCGAGAUUAUUCGACGCUGUGAUAAACUUAAGCAAAGACCGAAUAUAUGGCAGACUACGAUCGUCCCAGUGGAAACGUCCUCAACAUGUCAAGGCUACUGGUAAUACUGGUCCUCUAUAUCUGAGGAUAGAGAGCAAACUUCAGCAGGCCAAAGGCAAAUUUGGAAAAGCAAUGAGGCAUGCUGGUCUCUACGCAGCUCUUACAAAAUUGUGUGUUGCGUUGAAAGCAGUAGAUCUAGGGGCCGAAUCUGAACAGCCGCAUUUGUUGCAGCUGGCGAUACAAGAGAGCUAUUCCAUCUCGAAGUAUGGAACUUUCAAGUCACUGGAAGCUCAUCUCAGAGCUCUUGGAGCAAGCCAGGACGUAUCUCAAAGCAGAGAAGUACUUGAGAUUGACAAGCUCGGCAAAUAUUUCGAGCUCUGCGACGACUUGAUUCGACUCAGCCGCCAGCCCGAGACGAGACCCUUGUGCCAGAACAUUAGCCUCGAAAUAUGUACAUCCUUCCCGGAAAUCAAACGUUCGGGCUCACCAAGUCCAUGUCAUGUCCAUGGCGAGGUUCAGUUGGUCCUCUUUUACGAGAAGAAUCCAAGACAAACGCUCCCUCGGGCCAUUGGAUCCAGCAAGUCGGCUUGCUUCCUGUGCGACCUUUUCAUCAAAAAGCAUGGCAAAUUUGGGCUCUCACAUUCACACAUGAAGCUGUACACAAUGUGGACAAUUCCUGAAAUUCCAUGGAUGAAUACAGAGCAGCGGCAAAGAUUCCAGCGCCUUAUUCAUGCCAUGGAUACCGAGAUCGUAUUACUACUCAAGGAGAAAUCGUACCACCCAAACCAUGCAAUGGAAAGUCGAGCACACAUGCGCUUGAUAGACCAGGUUCCGGACAUAGCGUCUUCGAAUGCUAGCCCUGCGGUCUCUGUAAUUAUCCGCAAUUCGAAUCUCCUAGUUAUGGUCGAGAAUGCUUCAGCGACAAUGCUAGAGCCUGUUCCGGUUCAGAACCCCGCAAUCUCGUCAUCCGUCUAUUAUUCCGAAGAUCUUCCUAUCAAAGAAGAUAUAGGACCUUCAACUCGAUUGUUGACGCUGCUAAUAGGCAAAGUUGACUAUAUCUUCGACUGCGAAGAUGUUGAAUCUGGGCAGCUUCAAAUCUCCAGUCAUAUUGAAGGAGCUGGACGGAAAGAUGUCUUCAGAGUUAACGCCAGAGACCCUGACUUGGACUCGAUCCUUUCUCUGAGGGACGGCGCAGAUGACCAUAUGUUGACGUUUUGCGUUCAUGACAAUGAUCGCCAUGAGCUGGAAGUUGUUUUUCGGUGGACUGGCUCGAUAUGAGCUGAUCGUUCAUGGCGUCUCGGAUGUACUUUCCUGCACCGGACACGAAUGACGACGGUCACUUCCACGGAAGCUUCCAUGAGACAGA